AGCGGCAUGCCCGCUGGUGCCUAGAACUUCAACGGGUGCUGUCGUUCCAAAGGCUGGCCCAGGAGAGAGAUGCCAGUUUUGGAAGCAAUGGGAACUUGUGGGCUGGCUUCUAAAAAGACUGAUACUUUAGGUGGGGAGGGAAAUAGGGAAACGGAAACUUCUUGGAAAGGAAGCAGUGAGCAAGAUAACGGUGCCUUGCACUUUACUGGCUACAGUGCCCCUGGUGACGAAACUGGCUCUUGUCACUGUCUGGGAGAGACCUCUGAUCCUUCUGGAACUUAUUCAGAGAAGGGGAAUCAUUUAUGUGGCAUUACUUGCCAGCAAUGGGCUUCAGGCUCCAAGGAGAAGGAUGCAUCAAAGUUACUGCAAGGAGAGGAGGAAGAUGUCAACGAUGAUGUGGCAUCAAAGGCCAAGGAGGAAUUUCCUGACUGUACUCGGGCUCCUGGUGGAAGGAAGAUUGCUCGGCAGCAACGGCACCGUUCUGUGGCAAAAGACAAGGGAGAAGGGCGAUUUGCACUAUCUGGAGGGAAACAGAGGCAAAGUAGGAAGAGGAUUGAUGGUGGGAGAUACCGUGUCCGAGCUGAGCUGCUCAAGCACCUGGAAGGGGUGGCCUCUUUCUGCAUUUUGUGCUUCAAAUUAUUCAUCCACCUGAUUGUGCAGGUCACCCACAGAUGUGGUGAGGGUGUGGAAGCUGGUGGGAAGUUCCUCUACUCUUGUUGUUCCUUCAGCCAACAUGACGUAGACACCAUCCAGACUGGCAUGCAGGCUUGGAUCCAGCAUGCUAAGCUGGGCUAUAGGAAACUAAUGCGACAGCUAGGCUCAUGGGCAAGCCUGACUUAUCACCUGCUCAAGAUGCUCUGUGCUGUACUUUUUCUGGUGCUCAUGCUUAUCUUGGGUAGCCUGAGACUCUGCUGGCAGGUCUCAAAGUCAGCCCUGCUUAGUGUCUUGGGUAGAUUGGCCCACACCAACCGUGGGGCCUGGCUUCUCUCAGCUCUUGACUUGCCUAAAGUUUGGGCUUUCUUCAAACAGAGCAGGACUUACAUGUGGGUGGCAAAUCUGUUGCAUAAGUGGUAUGACCACCUUUGGAUGCCCAAAGGACUAAGGACCAACCAGCCAGGCGACGCUACUUUCAGUGUGUCUCCUGGUGAAUCUGGGCAGUAUCAACCUGGAGAAGCAGUGGCGCGUUUGCUGGCUAUGGCACAUACCCCUGAAGAAGAACUCAAUCCUUUCCAGGUGUUAGGUUUGGAAGCAACAGCAUCGGAUGCUGAGUUGAAGAGAGCUUAUCGGCAAUUGGCUGUACUGGUUCAUCCGGACAAGAAUAAACAUCCACAGGCAGAGGAGGCAUUCAAGGUAUUACGGGCAGCCUGGGAUAUCGUCAGCAAUCCUGAGAGGAGGAAGGAGUAUGAAAUUAAACGCAUGGCGGAAACUGAGCUGACCAAAUCAAUGAAUGAGUUCCUUUCCAAACUGCAGGAUGACCUGAAAGAAGCCAUGAACACGAUGAUGUGUAACAAGUGCCAGGGGAAGCACAAGAGGUUUGAGAUGGACCGUGAUCCGCUGAAUGCCCGCUACUGUGCAGACUGUAGCAAGCUUCAUGCAGCAGAGGAGGGUGACUUCUGGGCUGAAUCUAGCAUGUUAGGGCUGAAGAUCACAUAUUUUGCAAUGAUGGAUGGAAAGGUUUAUGACAUCACAGAAUGGGCUGGCUGCCAGCGAGUGACCAUCUCCCCAGAUACUCAUCGGGUUCCAUAUCACAUAUCUUUUGGAUCAAGGGGCUCUGGAGGACGCCAGAGAGCUGCAUCAGAGGGCAAUCCUGCUUCAGCAGCAGAACUGCAGGACUUUUUCAACCGCAUCUUUCAAGGAAAUCCCGGACAGAUGCCGAAUGGGAAUCUUUUCAGCUCAUCCCAACCACCAUCCUCAGGGGGUGUGCCAACUCCUCCGUCAAAGGUAGACAAUGCUUCCCAGAAAGGAGAUUCAAGGCAAAAGCGACGGAAAAAAGUGCGACGCCCCUUUCAGCGCUGAAAGCAUGACUGAGUGAAAUCUCCCAGGCCUGCAAAGAUGCUGGGCCUUUCAUCAGGUAGCAAAAGGGCUGUUUCAAAAGGGGAAAAAUGUGUUUUUGUUAGUGUCAAAAAUCCAGAUGAUUCAGGACCCUCUGGAAUAAUCAGUAACUUCCAGCUGGAAAAAGACACUUUCUUCUCCACUGCAAAUGUCGACACAGAUCCCGUGAAACCAAAGAACUCCAGUGGAUGGCUUCUAGGAGGCGGCAUCAUGAAGGUGUAGGAUGGCCAGAUGCAGAUCAGUAG
This is a messenger RNA of Euleptes europaea (tarantolino), 2297 nucleotides long. RefSeq names its product DnaJ heat shock protein family (Hsp40) member C14 (gene DNAJC14). Bases 70 to 2016 code for a protein of 648 amino acids. The transcript has 6 exons. NCBI's taxonomy places the organism in Eukaryota, Metazoa, Chordata, Lepidosauria, Squamata, Sphaerodactylidae. Gene Ontology annotation, molecular function: dopamine receptor binding. The record is from RefSeq and is a predicted model, not a curated record.